Molecule: messenger RNA, 803 nt
Organism: Pecten maximus
Lineage: Eukaryota; Metazoa; Mollusca; Bivalvia; Pectinida; Pectinidae
Exons: 4
Coding region: 25-576 (183 amino acids)
Source: RefSeq, a predicted model, not a curated record
AAAAAAGAUCAGAAAACAGACACCAUGUCGAGACACCUACCUCCUUGUUCACAAAUGGCUGCAUUAAUGGUGCUGAUAGGCAUGAUACUGAGAGGAGUUACGUCGAAGGCGUUCCCAGAGGGCAGGAUUAGUAUACGGAGGGCAAUAGACGACUUAAAAAGUAUAGAAGAACCUUGGCGAAUCGUUUGUUCCAAGAAUUCCUUUGCCGACAAUCAGAAGCUUUCUGUGGAUAGAGAUGAUGUUCGAUGUAGCGAUCUUAACUUGGCCAUAUUACCUCAAGUUAUUCAUGACUUAGAAGUAUCUCAAAGAUACGUUCAUUUCCUGGAAGGAACAGACUACGAUUUCGGAGAGAAUUGUGCUCAUUUCCAGACGUCAAAUCAACCAACAGGCUCAUUAACAAAUCGUGUAGGCGACCUAAUCCACCAUCUUAAUGAGACGAUGGGACAUUGUUCUUUCAACAACAGAGUUUCUACAGGCAUUAGUUGUGACGUCAUCAAUGACGGCCAGGAUGUUGAGUUUCCCCGGCGUGUAGAGACCAGCUUACGACAUACCAGAAACUUUUUCACAUCGACUUAGAUUACAUAAUGUAUAUGGUUGCUUUGUGGAUUCGGCGGAAAGUCUGUAAAAUGUCAUUUUUUAUAACUUUGAUAACAUUUCAUAAGAAAAACGUUGUAGAAUAUAUUACUUAAAAUAUUCUUUUCCAUAAAUCUCUAAGAUAUUGGAGAAGGGCGUAAUUUAUAUAUAUAUAUAUAUAUAUAUAUAUAUCUAAAUGUUUUUAAUUCUGGUAAUGUGCUAAAUCUGUU